AUUUAAGUAGACGAUUAUACUGUAAUAAAAUUGAGGACAGUGGGAUGGGACUAUAGCCAGAUUACGUGGUCCAACCGUGCACGAAAGCCUUACCACUGGCUUCCCACGGGGAAACAAUUUGUCUACUUUUCAACCAAAGCCAUACUUUGUUUAUUCUUCCUAAUCAAUUCAGAAGUGGAGGAGAACCACUUGGUUAAUCCUUAAUUGUUGGCGUAAAGAACUCGAAUCGAAAGAUGGUUACCUCAGCUAGCAGUGUUGAUUCUGCCUUAGAUCUUGUGACGCAAAUGGAGGACAGCAUUGGCUUCAAAUCUUCAUCCCUUUUGUUGCUGAAACUGGACUUGAGGUUUCUAAGAACUUUUGUUAGAUUCUCCAGUAAAUGGAGCCUGAAUUCCAUUGAUCUCAAUGAUAAAGAUGAUGAUGAUGUUGCGAGCCUGGCAUCAUUCUUGCUCAAAGUUGAAGCUGCUGUUCAUCAAAAUGUACAGGUGAUGAAGUCUCUCCUUGUUGAAUUAGUAGGCCUUGAAAUGACAGAAGAAAAAAGAAACCAUUUCAAUCAGGUGUUCUUUAAAUCCCAUGAUGUCAUCGAGUCCUUUUCCGAAGAAAUCAAUGGAUUCUACAUAGUUUUGAUGAACAAGGCAUCAAAACUCAGAGCUCCAAUCCGGGAUGAACUGAUGAGUUUAUUGGACUCCGUUCUUGACAACAUAUGGGAUAUCCGUCCUUAUGACUUGCGAGAAUUAUCUGAAGAUCUUGAAGAGAAGGUUCGAUUCUUGCAAAAUAUGAUUUCUUUCGCUGGAAUGCGAAGCGUUAAUGAUAAGCAGCUGGAAGAUCUUAUGCUUCACACCAGAUUUCUUGCUAUCCAUUUAGCAUACCUUUACCAUGCCAAUGCCUAUAUUGGAGUUGAAGGAAUGGAUACCAGGAUAUCGAAUUUGCUGCAAAAGAUUAAACCUGUUGAAUCAAAAGUUUGUGACAUCUAUAUACAUGUCCUGAAAGUUUCAAAACUAUCAGGAUCAUCAAAGUGUCAAAGCCUGAACUUUGAUGAGCGUAUACUAGGGGAUUUCAUUGAUUCUGUUCGAGGUAAUUUGUGGGAGUUACUGUGUUCUGGUCGGGAAUUUCCUUACCUGGUGAAGGAUCAAGCUCAACUACUGUAUGAGGGGCUUAGUUUCUUGAGAAGCAUUCUAAGGGAGCAGGACAAGAAGUUCAAUGAUCUACAGGAGACAACAAGAAAGCUUGUAGCAGAUAUUGUCAGUGAUGCAGGAACUAUAAGUUGCUCGCUCUUCGCGAACGGAACUGAAGAAGGUGUAGCCAAAGAGAUCAGUCUCACAUUAUCACAUUUGGUGAAAGAGAUCAAAUUUGUCAAGUUAGAAGUUGCUAACAAAUUUCCAGUUUCAACAAGGCUGCAGUAUCCGAGGACUAAUGUCCAAGGAUUUAUCAAUCGGCUUAUUGAAAAUUUGGUUGAACUGGCUCUUCCCAUUGUCUCCGAGAAGGAUAAAAUUGAAGAAUUCAGUAAAGAUCUUAUAUUCAUAAGAUCUGUUGUGGAGAACAUAAUGGAAAAGCACAAUGAUCAGGCGGAGGUCCAAGAUCUUUUGAUGCAAGCAGCUGAUAUUGCUCGCAAGGUAGAAUUUUUCAUCGACUCCUUAGUGAUCACAGAUCAUUUUCAUUGUUGUCCAAAUAUGAUCGAUAAGAUCACGGAAGAAAUCAGUCUUUUGAAGUUGAAGGUCUCGAAGAUUGAUGGUAAUAACAAGCAUGAAUUCGAAGAUGGGAAAUUCGACAAGGUUACAAGUUAUCAGGAAUCUCAAGUUAGUACACCAAUAAUCAACGAAGUCGUGGUAGGUCUGGAAGAUGAGGCAAAGAAAAUGAUUGAGCUACUUACAAGAGGAACAUCAACAUUGGACACAGUUUCAAUCAUUGGAAUGGCUGGUCUUGGAAAGACUACUCUGGCCAAGAAAGUAUACCAUGAUUCUGAAGUGGCAUACCAUUUUCAUAUUCGCGCAUGGUCUUGUGUAUCUCAACAAUAUCAUAAGCGCAGAUUGUUGCUUGAUAUUUUGGAAGGGAUUUUUACCAAGCUGCCUUUGGAACUUGCGGACAUGAAUGACGAUGAUUUGUUUGAACAGCUUUACAAAUGUCUGAAAGGGAAAAAGUAUCUCAUCAUUUUAGAUGAUGUGUGGGGUAUUGCGGUAUGGAAUGACUUUGGGAAACUAUUUCCCAAUGAUUCUAACGGAAGUAGAAUCCUGUUAACAACCCGUCUUCAUAAUGUGGCUUCUCAUGCUAAUAGCAAACUUCAUUUUCUGCAACCACUCACAGAAAAUGAGUCUUGGAAUUUACUGAGGGAGAAGUUAUUCAUCGGAGAAGAUCGCCCACCAGAAUUAUGUGAGCUUGGGAUGAGAAUCGCUAAAAUCUGUAAGGGAUUGCCCUUUUCACUUGUUGUGGUAGCCGGCAUUCUCGCGAACAUGGAUCAACAUCUUUGGGCAGGAGUAGUGGAAAGUUUGAGCUCACAUACCCUUUAUGGAACAGAACAGUGCAUGUCUACAUUAGAACUGAGCUACAACCAUUUGCCCAACUAUUUGAAGCCUUGCCUCCUUUACUUAGGCUUGUUCCCUGAAGACCAAGAAGUUACAUUUCGCAAGUUAAUGUGGAUGUGGAUUGCAGAAGGCUUCGUGAUGAAAUCCGAUUUGAAGAGCUUGGAGGAUGUAGCUGAAGACUACAUGAUGGAUCUACGAGGUAGAAGCUUAGUUAUGGUUGGCCAACAAAGCUCUUCAGGUAGAGUCAAAGCUUGCAACAUUCAUGAUUUAGUACAUGAAUUUUGCUUGGCUAAAGCCAAGAAAGAAAAUUUUGCCCAGUGGUUACGAGGUCCUGGAGAACUAUCUACAUUUUAUGAGCCACAAGAUCUAAGGCGACUGUGCAUUCACUCUGAACCCGAGGAUUUGAGGAAAUCGAGGCUGUUUUGCCGUCACAUACGCAGCCUCGUAUUCUUUAACAGGGAUAAGGCCUGGCACGCCAGAGACCCUUCCAAUGUUUCAUUCCUUUUUCGGUUCUCCAAACUUCUCAGGGUGUUGAACUUGGAGAAGGUUAAAGUUGGUGACAGUUUUCCAACUGAACUUAAUCAGUUGGUUCAGCUAAGGUACUUGGCUCUCUCUGUCAGUGAUGAGUUAUACUUCAUCCCAUCAUCAAUAUCCUCACUUUGCAACUUGGAAACUUUGAUCAUUGAGGGAUUCAGUCAUGACAUUUUGUUGCCAGUUGCAAUUCUGAAACUGAGGAAACUUAGGCAUUUGCACUUAAAUAACAGUGCAGUUUUUUGUUUACCAGAUGAUUCUGCUGAAAUGAACUCUGCUACUUUGAGCAAUCUUGACACCUUUUCUACUGUAACCAUUGGUCCAGAAACGGAGAAGGUGAUGCGCUUGUUUCCCAACGUCCGCAGACUAAAAUGCAGACUGUUAGAAUCAUGGGGUUGUGGUGGAGUUGUAACGUUAGACUUUCUAAGCCGACUAGAAUCACUGAGGAUGUUCUCUCCUGGUCCGCUAGCAGAUGGAUUUAAGUUUGUUUUCCCCGAAAAUCUUAAGAAACUUGCACUUUCAGGGCUUUGCUUGCCAUGGUCUAAAAUUUCAGUUAUUGGAGAACUACCUAAACUUGAAGUUCUCAAGCUAAUUUCAGGCGCCUUUGAGGGGGAAAUAUGGGAGAUGGAAGAAGGUUGGUUCCCUAAACUCAAAUUCUUAAAACUGGAAUUCUUGGAUUUGGUCAGUUUCGCAGCCUGUGCUGAUGAAUUCCUUCCCAGUCUUCAGAAAUUAGUGUUCAGAAACUGUUGGAAUUUGGAAGAGAUACCAUCUGAAUUAAGCGAAAUCUCAACGCUUGCGAUGAUAGAAGUGUACAGGUGCCCGAAAUCCCUGGCAAGUUUAGUCAUGGAAAUCCAGGAUGAACAAAAAGACUUUGGAAAUGAUGAUUUGAAGAUCCUUAUUCAUCAUUCAUUAUGCACUGACGAAGCAUAAGUUUCAAAAAGAAACAAAGCACUUUCCCUCUUUUAGAUUACGCCACUUGACAUUGUUAGUUAUCCUUUAUUAAAUUUGAGAAGAUCAUUCGACAAGUUUGUUCUUUAACUGGAUACAAAUUUUUGCUCAACAUUUUCAGGUCAUCGUCUGUUUUGCACCUUAUUUCUUUCUCCAUUUUUAAUCAUUCAUUGGCAUGUAAAAUGCACUGCAAAAAUAUGUACUCCCUCC
Messenger RNA from Oldenlandia corymbosa var. corymbosa, 4205 nucleotides. The record is from the annotation of a GenBank genome assembly. NCBI's taxonomy places the organism in Eukaryota, Viridiplantae, Streptophyta, Magnoliopsida, Gentianales, Rubiaceae.